AUGCAUGAGAAAGCUUUCACCAAAGUUAAAAAUGCUAUUGCUUCGGACUGUACGAUGGCAUUUUAUGAUCCAAAUCGACCUACGAAAUUGACAGUGGAUGCAAGUCCUGUCGGACUUGGUGCAGUAUUAGCCCAAACACAAGAAAUGGGCAAGAUCGCUGCAUAGCGUAUGCUAGUCGUUCCCUAACGCAUGUGGAAGCUCGCUACUCGCAGACCGAAAAAGAGGCAUUGGCUGCAGUGUGGGGUUGUGAACGUUUUCAUCUUUACCUUGUUGGAACACAAUUUGACCUCAUCACUGACCACAAACCAUUGGAAGUCAUUUACAGCCCAAAGUCCAAACCGCCUCUCCGGAUAGAACGUUGGUUACUACGAUUGCAACAAUACAAGUUUAAUAUCAAGUAUCGACCAGGUAGCAGCAACCCAGCUGACGUGUUGUCUCGACAAUCUUUAUUCGCCAACUACAAGUCAAGUACCAUAGCGGAGAAAAAUGUCAAUUUCAUCCAAAGUCACUCGGUUCCUAAAUCUCUCACGCUCGAUGAGAUUCGUAUCGCAACGUUAAAUGAUCCUGAACUGCAGAGAGUAACUAGCGCAGUAAAGGAAGAUCGAUGGAACAAAACAGAUAGUUGUUUAAGCCCAUAUCGUAAUCAGCACGAACAGUUGACAGUUUCGGAAUGUGGAAUUAUACUACGAAAUUCACAAAUCGUUAUCCCAAAGAGUCUCCGUAAUCGUGUCCUUUCUAUCGCUCAUGAAGGACAUCAAGGGAUAGUUAAAACUAAAAUGCUUGUACGCAGUAAAGUAUGGUGGCCUGGUAUUGACAAGCAAGUGGAGCAAAUGGUUAAAGAAUGUAUACCCUGCCAAGCAGCAGUACACCAGUCACCAAAAUGUCAACCACCCCUGAAUAUGACAAAGUUACCUCCACAUCCUUGGCACACACUUAAUGCAGAUUUCUGUGGUCCAUUCCCAAAUGGCGAGAAAUUGUUGGUCGUGAUUGACGCCUAUUCCAGAUAUCCAGAAGUUGAAGUGAUGCAAAGCACGACAACCACGGUUGUGAUUUCCAAACUCCAAAGAAAUUUUGCCCGACAUGGAUGUCCCGAAGAAUUGAUAACCGAUAACGGACCCCCGUUCAAUACGGUUGAGUUCACCGAAUAUCUAGCUGCACAUGGAGUCCAUCACCGCCGAAUCACACCUUAUUGGCCUCAAGCCAACGGUGAGGCAGAGCGAUUCAUGAAAACAGUAACAAAAGCAAUCCGUACUGCUCAUUCGGAAGGAAAAAGAUGA
Messenger RNA from Paramuricea clavata, 1277 nucleotides. The record is from the annotation of a GenBank genome assembly. NCBI's taxonomy places the organism in Eukaryota, Metazoa, Cnidaria, Anthozoa, Malacalcyonacea, Plexauridae.